Seminavis robusta is the source of this 1644-nucleotide messenger RNA. NCBI's taxonomy places the organism in Eukaryota, Bacillariophyta, Bacillariophyceae, Naviculales, Naviculaceae. The record is from the annotation of a GenBank genome assembly.
UGACCCUGAGUUGGUGUGAUCCUUGAAUCGGAGACUUAGCAAGCGUGCCCGUAGAUUCUUGACUUGGCCUAUGACGAAGUGUAAUUCAACUGGACAUAGAUCGCCGGCUUCAUCAUCGUCCAAGGAGGAGGACCUACCGAUCCAACUACUUAUGUGUCUUUGAGCACCAGUCGCAUGGGAAGAUUCGAUUCGUUUUGGAACAUGAAAAGCCCCACAUUUGCAGGCAUGGCUUACACCACCCAGUAUUUCCCAGCCGAGUGUUCACACCACUCGUCGUUCGUCCACCGAUGGAAAGAAGCCCCACUCUCCACUUCGUGUGCUCUCCAUUGCCUGCUCUGGGUUAGAGAGGUUCAGGAAGGUUGGCCAUCAUCUCUAUCUCUUGAGUGAUCCAAAUCUUCAAAUCUUAUGCAAUUGGUUCGAUGACGAAAGUGAGAAAACGGCUAGGUUAAUUAAGACAACAGAGUUGCCAAAUAGGAUCGUCUCAAUUUGCGUCCAACGGUUACUUGGCGCCGGCGUGGAAAGCUGGGUCAUCCGAUCAACCAGGCUGCCGACGCCGCAAGAUCCAAGAAGAGGCCGAGCGAAGGCAAUGCCAUUGACCAGCAAAAGAGACGAUAGAUACGAUCCAACCCGCCGAUACAUACCACUGAUAACCACCCUUGACCAACAACUAUAUUAUUAGCUAGGAACCAUGGACGACGACAACAACUUCUUCGCUGUAGCCCCACCUGCCGAUGGUGCUCCUGAAGCAGGCGAUGCCCCCAUUGUGCUAGGCGAGGCUCCUCCUCCAGUCGAUGGCGGCGGUGACUUUUUCGGCGCUCCCCCAGCCGAUGAGGCUCCAGCCCCUGGAUCGUUCAUUGGAGACGUCAACGAAACCGACAAUGCCUUUGCAGCUGCACCCGUCGACGAUGCCUUUGCGGCUCCUCCUGCUGAUGACGCCUUUGGAGGCGAUGCCUUUGGCGGUGGAGAUGCCUUUGCAGCACCACCCACCGAAGACGCCCCCAUCAUUUUGGGAGGACCUCCUCCAGAGACAACAGGAGAACCAGAGGAAGAAGCCGAGCCAGCCGAACCCACAGGGCCGUCGCCCAUGCAAAAGUGGAACGACGAGUGGCAGGAAACGCUAAAAACCCGCAAGGACGAGGAAACUGCCAAGAAGGCCGAACUGUUGGAAGCAGCGCGACUUGCCUUGGAGAACUUUCAGAAAGAACGGGAAAUCAAACGCGAGGCAAAGAUGUCCAAAAAUCGAGAAGAUGAACAGCAAAAGUUGGAAGCCAUUGAAGCCGAUUUGGAAAAUGACAAUAGCUGGCAACGGGUCUGCAAGAUGGUCGAAUUAUCCCACGAUUCCACCGAAAAGGCAGAGGAUGUCAAGCGUAUGCGAGAUGCCCUGAUUUACUUGAAAAAUGACACGGCACGAGCUGAAGUGCUAGGAUCGUAGAGAUUGAGAGAGAAAGGAACGUGAUCUCCAUCCAUCCCUAAUUUGGGAUACGAAACAAUAAAUAAAUCGAGGUGACUGACGGUUUGAGUCAAAAUCAUCCAAUGGCCAUUGGAACGGAAGAAGCAAAACACAAAUGGACUGGAAGAAAACGAUUACUGACUGUUAGAGCUGUAGUGCGGGGAUUAAUCUUAGAAAGUGCCCUUGUGUCAUGU